Pseudoliparis swirei is the source of this 6540-nucleotide messenger RNA. Its product is annotated as myosin-7B-like. The transcript is spliced from 46 exons. Bases 36 to 5846 code for a protein of 1936 amino acids. Gene Ontology annotation, cellular component: myosin complex. NCBI's taxonomy places the organism in Eukaryota, Metazoa, Chordata, Actinopteri, Perciformes, Liparidae. The record is from RefSeq and is a predicted model, not a curated record. Gene Ontology annotation, molecular function: cytoskeletal motor activity; actin filament binding; ATP binding.
AAAAGCUUCAGAGCAGAACCUGAGCGGCCCACACGAUGUCCCGGUUCCUGGACCUGGAGGAGUUUGGAGACGCUGCUCGCUUCCUACGUCUCAACAACCUGGAGCAGCUGGCUGCGAGUGCCCCGGCCUUCGAUGGAACGAAGCGCAGCUGGAUGCCCGAUCCCGUGGAAGCGUACGUGGAGGUAGAGGUCAAAGAGCUGAAUGGAGACCAGACCACCGUGGAGACCCGGGACGGGCAGUUGCUGCUGGUGAAGGAAAGCCAGCUGCUGCCGAUGAACCCGCCCCGGUUCGACAUGAUGGAGGACGUGGCCAUGCUGACGCACCUGAACGAGGCCUCGGUGCUCUUCAACCUGCGCCGGAGAUACGCCAUGUGGAUGGUCUAUACCUACUCCGGCCUCUUCUGCGUGGCGGUCAACCCGUACAAGUGGCUGCCGGUCUACUCCGCCCAGGUGGUCGCCACGUAUAAAGGGCGUCGUCGUCUGGAAACGCCGCCUCACAUCUACGCCAUCGCCGACCACGCCUACGUGGACAUGCUGCAGAAUCAGGAGAACCAAUCAAUUUUGAUCACCGGGGAGUCGGGGGCCGGGAAAACUGUCAACACCAAGAGGGUGAUUCAGUACUUUGCCAUCAUCGCGGCUCUGAGGGAGAAAUUGAAAAAAGGAGGAUCUUUAGAGGACCAGAUCCUUGAAGCUAAUCCGGCCAUGGAGGCGUUCGGCAACGCCAAAACUAUACGCAACGAUAACUCCUCCCGCUUCGGGAAGUUCAUCAGGAUUCAUUUCGGGCCGACAGGAAGGCUGGCGUCAGCUGACAUCAACAUCUAUCUUCUAGAAAAGUCCAGAGUCGUUUUCCAGCAGCCAGAAGAGAGAAGCUACCACAUCUUUUACCAGAUCCUGUCCAAUUACAAGCCAGAGCUACAAGACCUGCUGUUGGUGACCAGCAACCCCCUGGACUACCACUUCUGCUCCCAGGGCGUGACCACCGUGGAGGGCAUGGACGACGGAGAGGAGCUAAAGCUCACGGAUCACGCCAUGGACACGCUGGGCUUCACCCCCGAGGAGAAGUACGGCUGCUAUAAGAUCGUUGGAGCCAUCAUGCACUUUGGAAACAUGCGCUUCAAGAAGAGGCCGAGGGAGGAGCAGGCGGAGGCCAACGGCACCGAGAGUCUGGAUAAAGCCGCCUAUCUGAUGGGCCUCAACUCUGCCGACCUCCUGAAGGGCCUCCUGAACCCCCGCGUCAAAGUGGGAAACGAGUUGAUAAUCAAAGGACAGACAGUCGAACAAGUCAUCUUCGCGGCGGCCGCUCUGGCCAAAGCCACGUACGACCGCAUGUUCAAGUGGUUGGUGAGUCGCAUCAACUCGUCCUUGUACACCGCUCUGCCUCGCCAGUACUUCAUCGGAGUGCUCGACAUCGCCGGCUUUGAGGUCUUUGAGUUCAACAACUUUGAGCAGCUGUGCAUCAACUUCACAAACGAGAAGCUGCAGCAGUUCUUCAACCACCACAUGUUCGUCCUGGAGCAGGAGGAGUACAUGACCGAGGGGAUCGAGUGGACCUUGAUAGACUUCGGUCUGGACCUCCAGGCCUGCAUAGACCUCAUCGAGAGGCCCAUGGGUAUUCUGUCCAUCAUGGAAGAGGAGUGCAUGUUCCCCAAGGCCACCGACAACAGCUUUAAAACCAAACUCUACGACAACCACUUUGGAAAGUCGGCCCACUUCCUGCGGGCGCGUCCGGACAAAAAGCGGCAACACGAGACGCACUUUGAGUUGGUUCACUACGCCGGAGUGGUGCCGUACAAUAUCACGGGAUGGCUGGACAAGAACAGAGAUCCUCUGAAUGAGACGGUGGUGGCUCUGUUCCAGAAGUCCUCCCACAAGCUCAUGGCUGGCCUGUUUGAGGACUACAUCAGCUCAGACAUAGCCAUGGAUCCGAAGGCUGAAGGGAAGCACAGAAAGAGGAAAGCAGCUUCCUUCCAGACCGUUUCACAGUUACACAAAGAGAAUCUGAAGAAGCUGAUGGCUAAGCUGCGCAGCACGCAGCCUCACUUUGUCCGCUGCAUCAUCCCCAACCACACCAAGAGUCCAGGUCUGAUGGAUGCCUUCCUGGUCCUGCACCAGUUGAGGUGUAACGGAGUCCUCGAGGGGAUCAGGAUCUGCAGGAAGGGCUUUCCGAAUCGCAUCCUGUACGCAGAGUUCAAACAACGUUAUCGCAUCUUGAGUCCUGCUGCCAUCCCAGAGGACUCGUACGUGGACAGCAGGAAGGCCGUGGAGAAGCUGCUCUGCUCUCUGGACAUCGACCACAGCCAGUACAAGUUUGGCCACAAUAAGGUGUUCUUCAAGGCGGGGCUGUUGGGUCUGUUGGAGGACAUGAGGGACGUCCGUCUGUCUGAGAUCCUCACCGUCGUCCAGGCCAUGGCCCGAGGGAAGCUGAUGAGGAUGCAACGGGAAAAGAUGGUGCUGGAAAGGGACGCUGCAAUGGUGGUCCAGUUCAACAUCACCGCCUUCUUCUCUGUGAGGACUUGGCCCUGGAUGAUGCUGUUCUAUAAGCUCCGCCCCCUGCUCCGCAGCGCCCAGGUGGAGAAAGAACUGGCCACUCUCAAAGAAGAGUUCAACACGUUAAAAGAGGCCUUCGACAGGUCGGAGGUCAAGAGGUGUGAGGCUGAGGAGCGGCAGGUGCUUUUGGUUCAGGAGAAAAGCGACUUGGCCCUGCAGCUCCAGACGGAGCAGGACACCCUGCUGGACGCAGAGGAGCGCUGCAGCCAGCUGCUCCACGCCAAGGUCUCCAUGGAGGCCCGGCUGAUGGAGAUGCAGGAGCGUCUGGAGGACGAGGAGGAGGUGACGGCCGCGCUGACCUCCAGGAGUCGUCAGCUGGAGGAGGAGGUGCUCUCCCUGAAGAGAGACGUGGACGACCUGGAGACGACUCUGGCCAAAGUGGAGAAGGAGAGACACGGCGUGGAGAACAAGGUGAAGAACUUGACCCGGGAGAUGAGCGCCCUGGACGAGUCCAUGGCGUCUCUGAGCAGAGAGAAGGCCGCCCUGCAGGACGCCCACCAGCAGGCUCUGGCCGACCUUCAGGCGCAGGAGGACAAGGUCAACAUGCUGGUCAAGGAGAAAGUGCGGCUGGAGCAGCGAGUGGACGAUGUAGAAAGCUCCUUGGAGCUGGAGAAGAAGAUGCGUUUGGAUCUGGACCGGGUCAAACGGAAGCUGGAGGGGGAUCUGAAGCUGUCCACGGACUCCGUGAAGGACCUGGAGAACCAGAAGGACGAGCUGGAGGAGAAGCUGAAGAAGAGAGACGCCGAGUGGGCUCAGCUCCAGUCUCAGGUGGAGGACGAGCAGAGCGUGGUCACCGCUCUCCAGAGGAAGAUCAAAGAGCUUCAGAUCCGCAUGGAGGAGCUGCAGGAGCUGCUGGAGGCGGAGCGAGCGUGGCGCUCCAAAGCCGAACGUCAGAGGAACGACAUCACCAGGGAGCUGGAGGACCUGGGGGAGAAGCUGGAGGAGGCCGGAGGAGCCUCGGCCGCUCAGAUCGCUCUCAACAGGAAGAGGGAGGCAGACUUCCUGAAGAUGCGGCGGGAGCUGGAGGAGGCGGGGCUUCACCACGAGGCGACGGCAGCCGCGCUGAGGAAGAAGCACUCGGACAUGGUGACGGAGCUCAGCGAACAGAUCGACGCUCUGCAGAGAGCCAAACAGAAGCUGGAGAAGGAGAAGGUGGAGUUCAGGCUGGAGGCCGACGACCUGGCUGCUAACGUGGAGCAGCUGAGCAGGAGCAAAGGAGCGGUGGAGAAGAUGUUCAGGGUGUAUGAGGAUCAGCUGAAUGAAAGCAGGAGCCGAGCGGAGGAGCUGCAGAGACAGCUGACCGACGCUUCUGCUCAGAAAGCCCGAGCGCUCACAGAAACUGCCGAGUACAGCCGCCGCCUGGAGGAGCGUGACGCUACGAUUGGCCAGCUCCAGCGUUCCAAAGCCGGCAUUUGCCAGACCUCUGAAGACGUGAAGAGGCAGCUGGAGGAGGAGAGCAAAGCUCGUGUGGCGCUGGCUCACGCGCUGCAGGCAUCCCACCACGACAGCAGUCUGCUCCGGGAGCAGCUGGAGGAGGAGCAGGAGGCCAAAGCCCAGCUGCAGAGGGAGCUCUCCAAGGCCAACGGCCAGGUGUUCCAGUGGAGAUCCAGGUACGAGACGGACGCCGUGCUGAGGAUCGAGGAGCUGGAGGACGCCAAGAUCAAGUUGGUGGUCAAACUGCAGGCGGUGGAGGAAGCGGCGGAGUCGUCUCAGGCCAAAUGCUCCUCGCUGGAGAAAACCAAACUGAGUCUGCAGACGGAGAUCGAAGAGCUGCUGGUGGAACUGCAGCGAGCCAACGGCGCCGCUCUGGUUCUGGAGAAGAGGCAACGCAGCUUCGACAAGUUGCUGAGCGAUUGGAAGCUGAAGUUUGAGGAGAGUCAGACGGACCUGGAGGCGUCGCAAAGGGAGUCGCGCAGUCUGAGCACCGAGCUCUUCAAACUGAAGAACUGCUAUGAAGAAGCUCUGGACCAACUGGAGACGGUGAAGCGGGAAAAUAAAAACCUGCAAGAGGAGAUACUGGACCUCACGGAUCAGAUCAGUCAGGGAGGAAAGACCAUCUAUGAGCUGGAGAGGAUGAGGAAGAUCCUGGAUGUGGAGAAGAGUGAUAUCAAAGCAACUCUGGAGGAAGCAGAGGGAACUCUGGAGCACGAGGAGAGUAAGACUUUGAGAUUCCAGAUGGAGCUGCAGCAGAUAAGGACCGAGAUCGAGCGCAAGAUUGCAGAGAAAGAUGAGGAGAUCGACAACCUCAGGCGAGACCAUCAGCACUCCCUGGAGACUACGCAGGCCAGUUUGGAGGCGGAGGUUCGUGGUCGCAAUGAGGCGGUGCACCGGAAGAAGAAGAUGGAGUCCGACCUGAACGAGAUGGAGGUUCAGCUGGGACACGCCAACAGACAGGCAGCCGAGAGCCAGAGGGCCAUCAGACACCUCCAGACACAGGUUAAAGAGCAACAGGUGGGCCUGGAGGGCAAAGUCCAGCUGGCCAAUCAGCUCAAAGAGCAGCUCGUCUUGCUGAACCGGCGCUGCUCACUGAUGUCCACUGAGGAGGACGAGCUGCGUGGGAUUCUGGAACAAACGGACCGCGGGCGCAAGAUGGCCGAACACGAGCUGGUGGAGGUCAGGGAGAGACUGAACCUGCUCGCCACACAGAACUUCGAUCUGGUGAGCCAGAAGAAGAAGCUGGAAGCCGACGUGUUUCAUCUGACGGGGGAGGCGGAUGACUUCAUGGAGGAGAGUCGCAGUGCUGAGGAGAAAGCCAAGAAGGCCAUCACUGAUGCGGCUCUGAUGGCGGAGGAGCUGAAAAAGGAGCAGGACAGCGGCUGCAUGAUGGAGAGGAUGAAAAAGAGCAUGGUGUCCACGGUGAAAGAGCUGCAGGGGAAACUGGAGGAGACGGAGCAGACGGCGCUGAAGGGAGGAAAGAAGCAGCUUCACAAGAUGGAGACCAGAGUGAGGGAGCUGCAGACGGAGCUGCUGAUGGAGCAGAAGAGGAGCAACGAGUCUCAGAAAGGAGUCCGUCACUACGAGAAGAGAGUGAAGGAUCUGGUGGACCAGUCGGAGGAGGACAGGAAGACUCUGCUGAGGAUGCAAGAGCUCAUCGAGAAGCUGCAGUCCAAAGUCAAGAGCUACAAGAGACAAGCGGAGAACGCUGAGGAGCAGGUGAGCUUCAGCACGGUGCGUUUCAGGAAAGUCCAACACGAGCUGGACGACGCCGAGGAGAGAGUCGACGUCGCCGAGACGAACGUCAACAAGCUGCGGAUUCGAACCCGCGAUCAGUCCAGCAAGGUGGCCCUGAUCAUGGACUGAAGCUCCUCCCACAUUGUCAGUGUGUGUCGGUUGCUGUGUUUCAGUGGGUCUCUGUAGUCCAGGAUCAAGGGGGGACGCGUGAAUCUCGAGGGAAGCCAGGUUGUUCAAGAGCUGUACGUAGUACUGGUACAGGUUCAUAGUACUAAAGUAUACAGGUUCAUAGAACUAAAGUAUACAGGUUCAUAGUACUAAAGUAUACAGAUUCUUUCUAAAAGUACUUUAAUUUUAAUUUAGUAUAGCAUUUAAAUACAAGUCCUCCAUUUUUUUAGACAUUAAAAGAUGAUUAUUUUAGUCUGGUGAUGUAGAAAAUACAAUGACCUUAUUAAAGCAGUUGUUAUAUUAAAAUAUUAAAUUAUAACUUUACAUUCAUUUUCAGUGGAUAGAAUUUUCUGUACAGAUUUUCUGUUAAUUUUGACAAAUUCCCAUCAGAUUUUGUAGACAUUCAGGGUUCCCAAAUAAUGUACUCUAAUUACAGUGGUAAUACUGUUAUUCUCCUCUAGCGCCACCAUGAGGAUGACAUUUGUGGAUGUUUUUCAACAAGUUUUGGAAAGAUUACAAAUGUUGUUCACACAUGCAUGUUCCCCUCAAGAUGAAUUGUAAUAACUCUGGUGCCACUUUUAUGUUUUAUUAAGCCUCAUCAUUGGAUCAACAUUGUGCAAUAAAAUAAAUAAAUAUAACGACAUUGCCACCAGCA